GAGAAUAGUCACAUUAGAGAGAGAGACAGAGAGGGAGAGAGUUGGUGGGAGAGCCGAUCGACAGAUGGAAAAAGGAAAAAAGAAGAGAGAGUAGGCGGGCGCGGUUGGUGAAGGAUUACGACCUUUCGCCAUAUCCACCCACUUUUAUUUCAUUUAUUAUAUAUAUUCCAACAUUCUUCUCCUAAAACCUCAAUCUCGAAAUUCAAUCGAAAUCGAGAUCUCUCUUAAAAUUUUUUUGUAAACUUUGUAUCAAAUCCACCAAAAAAAAAGAAAAAAAAACAAUGAUUAUAAACAUCCGAGAUUCCACCAUGGUCCGCCCCGCCACGGAGACCCCAUCCACAUACCUCUGGAACUCCAACGUAGACCUCGUCAUCCCCAGGUUCCACACUCCCAGCGUCUACUUCUACCGUCCCACCGGCUCCUCCAAUUUCUUCGACCCUCAGGUCUUGAAAGAUGCCCUCUCCAAGGCCCUUGUCCCUUUCUACCCCAUGGCUGGUCGCUUGAAGAGAGACGACGACGGUCGUAUCGAGAUCGACUGCAACGCCGCCGGUGUCCUCUUCGUCGUCGCUGAUACUCCCUCCGUUAUCGAUGAUUUCGGUGACUUCGCUCCCACCCUCACUCUCCGCCAGCUUAUCCCCGAGGUCGAUCACUCCCCUGGCAUUCACUCCUUCCCCCUCCUCGUCCUCCAGGUGACCUAUUUUAAAUGUGGUGGGGCUUCACUUGGUGUUGGUAUGCAACACCAUGCCGCUGAUGGUUUCUCUGGUCUCCAUUUCAUUAAUACCUGGUCCGAUAUAGCUCGUGGUCUUGACCUCACCAUCCCUCCUUUUAUUGACCGUACCCUCCUCCGUGCUAGAGACCCACCUCAGCCUGCUUUCGAUCAUGUUGAGUACCAGCCUGCCCCUGCCAUGAAGAUCCCUCUCGAUCCUUCUAAGUCAUCCCCUGAGAAUACCACCGUCUCCAUCUUUAAGUUAUCGAAAGACCAGCUUAUUUCUCUCAAGGCUAAAGCUAAGGAGGAUGGUAAUACGGUAAGCUACAGCUCGUACGAGAUGUUGGCUGGUCAUGUGUGGAGGUCAGUGGGGAAAGCGCGUGGGCUUCCGGAUGAUCAAGAGACCAAACUGUACAUUGCUACUGAUGGAAGGUCAAGACUGCGUCCUCAGCUGCCGCCUGGUUACUUUGGGAACGUGAUAUUCACUGCGACGCCACUGGCUGUUGCAGGGGAUCUGCUAUCAAAGCCCACGUGGUAUGCUGCAGGGCUGAUUCAUGAUGUUUUGGCUCGCAUGGACGAUAACUAUCUGAGGUCAGCUCUUGACUACCUGGAGAUGCAGCCUGAUCUCUCAGCUUUGGUCCGUGGUGCACAUACCUACAAAUGUCCAAAUUUGGGAAUCACAAGCUGGGUUAGAUUACCUAUUUACGAUGCAGAUUUUGGUUGGGGUCGUCCUAUAUUUAUGGGACCUGGUGGAAUUCCAUACGAGGGUUUGUCUUUUGUGCUACCAAGUCCUACAAAUGAUGGCAGCUUAUCUGUGGCCAUUGCUCUCCAAACUGAACACAUGAAACUGUUUGAGAAGUAUUUGUAUGAGAUAUGACAGAGACAAGCAGCAGAAAAUGAUAUGAUGAUACCUCCUUUUCCCCCACUUAAGUGGGACUUUUUUUUUUGCUUAAUGUCGUAGAUGAUUCGUUAUCCUGUAUUUUAGAGGGUACAAUAAAGUUAUGUCACACAUAAGUUUUUCUUAUGGUCUGUAACACCUGGAUCGGUCAUGUAGGAGGAACUUUUGCGUUUAUGUUUAUACUGAUGAUGAUAAGUGUUGUCCUAUGUCGAUGUUUCAUACCCUCUUCUGUCAGUUUUCCUGCAAUAACAACUGUUUUUGUUACUUUCUGUGUUGUGUUUUUUAUAGUCAAUGUUAUGUAAGGUUAUGCCUUGUAGCUCUAACGUAAUGCACGAUCGUCCCAUACGAAAGUGUAUACUGUGUUACUUUUCUGUUCUGGCAGUACUUUUAUGUGCU
Messenger RNA from Eruca vesicaria subsp. sativa (arugula), 2000 nucleotides. The record is from the annotation of a GenBank genome assembly. Lineage: Eukaryota; Viridiplantae; Streptophyta; Magnoliopsida; Brassicales; Brassicaceae.